Alternaria alternata is the source of this 876-nucleotide messenger RNA. RefSeq lists its product as hypothetical. The record is from RefSeq and is a predicted model, not a curated record. Lineage: Eukaryota; Fungi; Ascomycota; Dothideomycetes; Pleosporales; Pleosporaceae. The transcript has a single exon. The coding region runs from base 183 to 764 and encodes 193 amino acids.
AUAGAUUCAAACUUUUUGCCCUGACGCGUCUCUACACAAGACCCAGUUUUUAGACCGGACAGGGGUUUCAGACUUUGCGCUCCCGCUUCCGCUCGCAGCUUGGAGGAGCCACAAUUGCGCCGUAGUGUCUGUUGUAAGGCGAUUUUGUGCGAUGUGCACAACUAUUGCGUGCUAGGUGAAGGAUGUUCAAGGGACUACUGAAAACGCUGUGGCUUGCGUCCACCAGAACCUCACCGCCGCCGGCUUUGCGUGGGGGUGCGGACCGCCAGGAACACCGAAGCUUGCAAGCAUCUCGGCUGCAUCGCCGACGCAAGGCUUGCAUCGACCAGACCGCGUUUUCAUCCAUCUUGGCAAUACAUGCGACAACCCCCAACGUACAUCGUGGCGACUACAAGCCGCGUGGCCUCAGCUGUCAAGUUUGUUAUCUAUGCACCUGGGGAAGCUGCGGGUCAUGGGGUCGAAGCUCGGGGCUGGGGGUUAUUCCGACGCACACGCGAAUUAGUGAUAUCAAGUGGAUCUCCAUCGUAUCCGUGAUUAGACGUGCUAUGAAGUCAGCAGCGCGCAUCCGCCUCGCCUCCUCGUUUCCAGAUUCUUCGAUUCUGGAUCCACCCAUGACUCGUUCACCGACUUGUCCUUCUGCGAGGAUCCUGUCCAACGGCCACCAAAACGAUCUGCAACCUGCAGCUGAGCCUCAUGCAUGCUGUUGCAGCACGGCACAUCAUCCCCGCCAUAGCUCUGCGUCGCAGCUAUCAGAUCGUCCUUAGCCUUAGCCCUAAACAUACCGACCGCCCAACGGAACUUUCUUAGCUUUUCCGCGCUACCUGUACCGCGUCAGUAGCGUCUCAACUGCCAGCGGUAGUACUGCAUUCGCACAAU